GUCAGAUUGACGCGUGAGCGACUGUCAACGGGCCAGCUGAGCGCAAAAGAGUGAACAGCGAACCGUGCUAGAAGUUCAGUAGACCAGCACAACCAACGCAACGAAGGAAACUUUGACAGCGGACCCUAUUUUAUCCAACUUCUAAAGCAUUUGUAGGCUAAAGGUUGUGGAUUGUAGGCCUACCUUUAGUGAAUCGGUGAAAAGGCUGUACAAUCCUUGGCAGUGUUCUGAGACUGUACAGCUGCCUACUGCUUCUGAAAGACAACUUGCAUCUGAAAUGGACUGUGCGUAAAGAGCAGAUAAAUUACUUCAUCUCGAUUUGACUUUCAAUAUUUUUCAUUGUGUAUGUUAUUUGUUACUUGAAAAUUGUUGCGUAAGUGGACUGAUUCGGACUUUCGGGGAAAUUCCAUUUGUCACUGAACUUUGCAAAAGAAAACAUGACGGCUGAUAAGGACAAGAAAAGGAGCAGUUCGGAACGGCGGAAGGAGAAGUCUCGUGACGCGGCACGCUGUCGUCGUAGUAAGGAGACAGAGGGGUUCUACGAGCUGGCCCAUCAGCUGCCCCUCCCACACAGCGUCAGCUCCCACUUGGACAAAGCCUCCAUCAUGAGACUGGCCAUCAGCUUCCUGCGCACCCGCAAGGUCGUCGGCCCAGGCUGCUCCAACGGUGCAGAGACUGAGGAGGACAGACAGACGGACAGUAUGUAUUUGAAGUCACUGGAGGGGUUUGUCACUGUGGUUACAUCAGACGGCGACAUGAUCUUCCUCUCAGAAAACAUCAACAAGUUCAUGGGCUUAACACAGGUAGAGUUGACUGGACAAAGCAUCUUUGACUUCACCCACCCCUGCGACCACGAUGAGAUUCGCGAGAACCUGAGUCUGAAAAAUGGCACUGGGAAGAAGGGGAAAGCCUUGAGCACUGAGAGAGACUUCUUCAUGAGGAUGAAGUGCACAGUGACAAACCGUGGACGCACUGUCAACCUGAAAUCAGCCAGCUGGAAAGUUCUGCACUGCACUGGCCACCUGAAGGUGUACAACAGUUGCGCCCCUCAUGGGCUGUGUGGGUUCAAGGAGCCUCCUCUCACCUGCCUGGUGAUGAUGUGUGAGCCCAUCCCCCACCCCUCCAACAUCGACACGCCCCUGGACAGCAAGACCUUCCUGAGCCGCCACAGCAUGGACAUGAAGUUCACCUACUGCGACGACAGAGUCACUGAGCUGAUGGGCUACAGUCCUGAAGAUCUGCUGGGCCGCUCUGUCUAUGAGUUCUACCACGCUUUGGACUCUGACAGUGUCACCAAGAGCCACCAGAACCUGUGCAGUAAAGGUCAGGCAGUGAGUGGACAGUAUCGAAUGCUGGCCAAACAUGGAGGCUACGUGUGGGUUGAGACCCAGGGCACAGUCAUCUACAACAGCCGGAAUUCCCAGCCGCAGUGCAUCGUUUGUGUCAACUACGUCCUCAGUGACGUGGAGAACAAGUCCAUGAUCUUCUCCAUGGACCAGACUGAGUCUCUGUUCAAGCCACACCACAUGAACAGUUUCUUCACCCAGAGUGGUGCUGCGGUGGCCGCGGAGCCCAUCAAGACCCUGUUCACCAAACUCAAAGAGGAGCCAGAAGACCUUGCUCAGCUGGCUCCCACACCUGGAGACGCCAUCAUCACCCUUGACUUUGGAAGGCCACCGUUUGAGGAGCCUCAUCCUCCUCUUUACCCCAAGAUGUCUCCCAUGCCCCCUCCGGCCCCCCAGGGCUGGGGCAGUGAUGCCCACAAGCCCUGCCCGGCAGGAGACAUGUCCAACCACAUGGCUGCCACCUUCUCACUGCCCCAGAACCCCACACCAGGCAGUGCCACCCCCAGCACUGCCCCCCCUAGCCUGAGCAGUUGUUCCACGCCCAGCAGCCCAGGGGAUUACUACAGCGAGAGAGAGAGUGACCUGAAGGUAGAGCUGACUGAGAAGCUCUUUGCUCUGGACACAGAGGGGCCCAAGAGCCCCGGCAGCACCCAGUCGGUCCUGAGUGAUUUGGAUCUGGAGACCCUGGCUCCCUACAUCCCCAUGGACGGAGAAGACUUCCAACUCCACCCCAUCAUUACUGAAGAGGCCCCUGGAGGCACCGAGGGGGCCGCUGACCAAAUGGGACACCGCACCACACAGAACGGGUUCAGCAACAUCGCCAGUCUCUUCCAGCCCCUGGGAUCCCCACAGUCUGCCCACUACCAGCCCGCCAAGUGGGCCCCAGGAGACAAGAGAGGCCCCAACCACAGUGAAAUAAGCCCCAUGGACUCCAGGCCUACUCUGCCCUACACAGGCCCUGCACAGAUCACCCCCUACCACACCCUAGCCAGCACCCCUUUGUCCUCCAUGGGCGGACGUCAGAACCUGCAGUGGCCCCCCGAUCCCCCGUUACACUACCAACAACAAGUGGACGCCAUGGGCGGAAGCAACUCAUGUCAGAACAUGCCGGUCAACAGGAUGCACAAGCAGAGGUCAAUGGAGAACUUUGUCCAGGCCUACAGAGACAUGAGUCCUGCUAGAAUCGCCAUAGCCAACAACUUCAAGCGUUCCUUCACGCAAAUGGCAGUGGGUGACUCCACCCUGAGUACGCCAUCAGAGAUGAUGUGGAAGAGGAUGAGGAAUGAAAGCUGUGCCAUCCUGGAUAGAUCUCUCAGCACCAGCUCACUGGCAGAUAAAGGUAUGUGCAUACAUGGGGGUGUUGACCAGUGUCUCAGCCCCCUUCAACGGCACAGGAAGUCCCAGUAUCCAGGAUGUGGAAACAGUGCACCUAAAAAAGCCUUCCCCGAACAGUGGUGCAACUACAGAGAAUACCGUAUGCUGCCCUCUCCCAAAACAGAGGGGGUUGCCAGUCGGCUGUUGGGCCCGUCCUUUGAGACCUAUUGUCUGCCAGAGCUCACCCGCUACGACUGCGAGGUCAAUGUCCCUCUCCAAGGCAACCUGCACUUGCUGCAGGGCAGUGACCUACUGAGAGCCUUGGACCAGGCCACCUAGACCCAGCCCUACACCCUCUACUGCAUUUCCCUACCCUGGACCAGGCCACCUAGACCCAGCUCUACACCCCCUACUCCCCUACCCUACCCCCCUCUGGACCAGGCCACCUAGACCCAGCCAUACACCCCCUACUCCCCUACCCUACCUUCCUCUGGACCAGUUCACCUAGACCCAACCCUACACCCCCUACUCCCCUACCCUACCCUCCCCUGGACAAGGCCACCUAGACCCAGCACUACACCCCCUACUCCCCCACCCACCUACCCUACCCAGCCCUGGACCAGACCUCCGAGACGCAGACAUAUACCCCCUCCCGUACUUUAUCUUACCCUACCCUACCUAGACAUAGCCCUCACCAACCUCACCUCUACCCAUCCUUACCCUCCAAUAGUCUUAGCCAAUACACCCUAGACUAACACAUCUCUACAACACUGACUGACACCUCAGCCAAGCCGCCUCCCCUGUCCUAACGUCCUGGCACAUCUAACAUAGUACUACUCCACCAUGCCCCACCCACCCACCCUACCAUACCAAGCCCCAUACAAACCUGUUUCAUCGUCAAAGCCACACAUACCCUGCCUCCUCCUCAUCCAUCCACCCUACUGCCCCUAUGUAUCAUUAGAAAAACGUGUGGCUUCUGUUCUAUUUUUGUUGUCUUUAUCAUCAUAAAUUAUAUACGUGUAUAAUUCUUAGUUAUUAGUCUAUUUCUGUUAAACGAUUUGAUCUGUUUCAGUGUUCCCAAGCUCUAUUCUGUCCUCCCAAUUGUGUGAUCUGUAGCCUACUUUUCUUCUUUCACCAUGUCUGUCUGUCUGUCUGUCUGUCUGUCUGUCUGUCUGUCUGUCUGUCUGUACGACGCUGUCAUAGACACACUAACAAACAAAACAGUCUGAAAUCCAGAUUAAACUUCACCGAAUGUAAGCAUAACAUCCAGGUUUUUUUUAAAUAAACGUUUUUGUUGUUCUUUUACUACCCUUUCCCCAUUCCUUACUGUCUAGUUUCCUUCAGUCACUGGUGUCUGUUUGCAUGUUUCUAUUGUUCCCUCAGUGUGAGCUCACUGGAUAGUUACAGUGCUUGCCAUGAAGUUGAUUGGUCAAAUCAGAGCGUGCCCCCAACAUAGGGAGGAGAGUGCUAUUUUUGGUACCUUUUUCAUGGCAUUAGAAGUCAUAUCAGAAUCAGAGAGACUUUGGCCUAGAUCACAGGAGGGUGGUGACGGGAGGACGGCUCAUAAUAAUGACUGUAAUGAAGUGAAUGAGAUGGUAUCAAACACAAUAAAACCAUGUGUUUGAUGUGUCAAUACCAUUUCAUUCAUUUCAUUCCAGCCAUUACUAUGAGCCCAUUCACUCCAAUAAAGGUGCCAGCAGCCACCUGUGGCCUAGAUUCACUAAGAUCAAGCGUUAACCAGUGAUAGCCGACACCCGCACAGCUGGCGUUUUAGCCGUGUCGCAGGUUUAACUGCGUUGCAGCUGUUAAGUAAGAGACGUUGCUCGUGUGGUCAUUGUCACGAAGCCACACCGGUCCCACUCGCAUUACAAGUUCAGAAUGAGUAAGUCUAGGCUAUAUAGAAAUUACAUGACACUCAAAUUGAGAAUCAUUAAACUAAAUAAUUAGGAUUUCUAUCAGCCUAAUCGAGGUGUAAAUUAAAUAUCGCAUUCCAGUGUUUGAACUUGUAAACAAGUUGUAAACAAGGUUGCAUGGGAUUUUUCUUAAUGCGACUCCGUGUAGCCAAUGGCAAUGUCCUCCUUUAGGUAUAAUGCCGGGAGCCGCCUGUGGAUUUGAACACUUCCUUAGUUUAAGAGAUGGCAACUCGCUAUUGACAUUGAGACUCUUUUUCUGUAUUCUCUUUCUUUCUAUUUCAUUCUCAUUUUUAGGUCUUUGUCUUUGUGUGGUGACCACUUAAAAGUUUGAAUUUAGCUUCGUACACACAUAUAUGUAUUUAAAGACAGAAGCUAUAAAGUUUCUACUAUAAUGUCAAGAUAGUGUUUUAGUGUUUAUGUGCCUUGGUACUUUGUCUUAUCUACCCAGUAGAUGCAGAUUGUAUUCCUGUGUUUUAGAUGUUACUCCAUAGUGCUGGUGUCUGUUUUGUUUUUUGUUUUUUCCAGAGUGUAUGCACAAGUAUAAUGAAAUUGUUAGCAGGCCAGUACUGAUCUGUUGUUGCGCUUUAAAGAAAAAAGAAAAUGGAGAGGGAAAAAACGAUAACAUUUUCUAAGUUCCACUUUUGACAUGUAGCAUUUUGAAUAUUGUAAACAAAAGAAAUUGACACAAAAGUAAUAUCUUUCAACAGUAUCUAAACAGGUGAUGGUGCUUUAUAGAUAUAACCAUCUUGCAUUUGUAGAGGCAACUUUAUAUGUUUCAUGGAUCCACUUUCAGUAACACUGUAUUUUGAUGCUAUUAUUCAUUUUUCUUGCUGAGAUUGUCUUUAAAGGUGAUUCAUAACAGACAUGAUGUGCCUUAACAUUGCCUUAAGGUUGUCCCAAUGUUGAUUCAGCCCAGUGUUAUGCCCUUCAAAAUGCACAGAUUGUAGACGUAGACGUACAGUAGAUUGUCCUAUAAAACUACACUAGC
Oncorhynchus mykiss (rainbow trout) is the source of this 5561-nucleotide messenger RNA. RefSeq names its product endothelial PAS domain protein 1b (gene epas1b). NCBI's taxonomy places the organism in Eukaryota, Metazoa, Chordata, Actinopteri, Salmoniformes, Salmonidae. Gene Ontology annotation, biological process: regulation of transcription by RNA polymerase II; cellular response to hypoxia. Gene Ontology annotation, cellular component: nucleus; transcription regulator complex; cytoplasm. The record is from RefSeq and is a predicted model, not a curated record. Gene Ontology annotation, molecular function: DNA-binding transcription factor activity, RNA polymerase II-specific; RNA polymerase II transcription regulatory region sequence-specific DNA binding; protein dimerization activity.